This is a messenger RNA of Colletotrichum phormii, 1098 nucleotides long. Its product is annotated as NAD binding domain of 6-phosphogluconate dehydrogenase-domain-containing protein. The transcript is spliced from 2 exons. NCBI's taxonomy places the organism in Eukaryota, Fungi, Ascomycota, Sordariomycetes, Glomerellales, Glomerellaceae. The record is from RefSeq and is a predicted model, not a curated record. Bases 90 to 1040 code for a protein of 316 amino acids. Gene Ontology annotation, cellular component: mitochondrion. Gene Ontology annotation, molecular function: 3-hydroxyisobutyrate dehydrogenase activity; NADP binding; NAD binding. Gene Ontology annotation, biological process: L-valine catabolic process.
AUAUAUUCUAGACUGGAGGUAUCAAAACCCCUUCACUCUUGCAUGCACACAAAUACUGUUGCUCCCCAUCGUUGCCCUUCCGUCUUCUCAUGGAUCAGCCACUAAGUCUAGGGUUCAUUGGCCUCGGGGCUAUGGGUUUGCCCAUGGCCUCCAAUCUCGUCGCAAAGGUCGCGAAGGGUUCUAAAAUAUAUGUCUACGAUAUAUCAGAGAGCUCCAUGAAGAAGCUCGUCGAUCAGUCAGAGGAUGUAGUGACAGGGUGCAAAUCUCCAAGAGAGGUUUCACAGAAGGCUGACAUAGUCUUCACAAUGCUCCCAGAGGGUAGUCAUGUGAGAACCGUGUAUUUGGAUCCAGACACUGGAAUACUUGGCCCCGAACUGAGGUCCCGUCUUCUCAUCGAUUGCUCAACUAUCGACACGGAGACAUCGCAACUGGUAUCGACCACUAUCAGAUCCCAGUUUUCGACAGCGCUUUUCUGUGAUGCACCUGUAUCUGGUGGCACUAUCGGCGCUGAAGCCGCUACAUUGACGCUGAUGGUUGGCUGCUCCGAGAGUGAUUCCAACUGGCCAGAGAUUCGCGAACUACUGAGCCUAAUGGGCAAGAAUAUUAUUGCAUGUGGUGGUCCAGGCUUGGGUCUUACGGCAAAGCUGUGCAACAACUACUGCUCAGCGCUCAUUUCACUCGCCACAUCCGAAGCGAUGAAUAUUGGGAUGAGAGCCGGCAUGGAUCCACGACUCCUCGCACGAGUGUUCUCUAACAGUACCGCGCAAAGCACGAUCUGCGACAAGUGGAAUCCCGUGCCUGGUAUCUGUCCAAAUGCCCCGGCAAGUCACGGAUACCAGGGCGGUUUCAAGAUUCAGCUGAUGGCAAAGGACUUUGGCUUAGCUGUCUCUACGGCAGAGAAGGUUGGCGCCAAGUUGAUUCUCGGUGUUGUUGGCCUCAGAGCCUACAAGGAGGCGAGUCAAGAUCCUAAAUGUCGCGAUCUCGACUCUCGCGUACUUUACAGAUACAUUGGAGGCAGCGAGGACUGGGAGGUUGAUUAAGCCAGAUUAAGCUUAGAGCACCUUGUAGCAGCUUUGUCGAAAUUCACAUAUCACACCC